Messenger RNA from Protopolystoma xenopodis, 642 nucleotides. Lineage: Eukaryota; Metazoa; Platyhelminthes; Monogenea; Polystomatidea; Polystomatidae. The record is from the annotation of a GenBank genome assembly.
AUGGGCCAGGACCAAUCAGUGCUUGCAGCCACCUUCUCGCACAAUUCGCCUCCAGGCUCGACUGCCACCGUCCAGAAGCUGCGCCCACGCAUCCUCGUCCCGAAGGAGCAGGCGAAGCUGCAGGUCUUUCAGAAAGAACUCGUCCAAACGCUCUCGAUCAGACAGUCUGGACAGAGAGAUCAACCUCCAGUUGCUGGCCUACCAUCACUUCCUGUUGGAGAAGAUGAAACGCGAGAGGGUCUGCUACGAUCCGUCGCAUUAUCCAACCUACCCCGCUUGCUACUGGCCGCGGAGCAACAACUUGCCAACCGCCUUCGCGACCGCCUCAAGCCGCACAUGCCGUUGCCCCUGCCAUUGGUGACUCUGAGAAGUGGUGCAAGGACUCGAACUCGGACCGUUCGUGGUCGGUCACGCGACUGGAGAUCGGCUAUUCGACCUGCCAUAGUGACAACGCCUCUGCACCCUGCGCCCAAAAUCCUCCGACAGGCAUCACCCUCGGCAACUCACAACAACAGUGAAUUGACCAAGACGGCUCGGCGAUUCAGCCAAAUCACGUCCCGACUGGAGGCCGACUCUGAGCGCCCUGAUGUUGAGUGGAGAAGCCAAAUUCUACUGAAAAAAAGCAUGUUGUAUCAAGAAUAG